Molecule: messenger RNA, 2426 nt
Organism: Trifolium pratense (red clover)
Lineage: Eukaryota; Viridiplantae; Streptophyta; Magnoliopsida; Fabales; Fabaceae
Product: O-fucosyltransferase 9
Exons: 10
Coding region: 262-1929 (555 amino acids)
Source: RefSeq, a predicted model, not a curated record
UUUUAUUAUUAUUAUUAUUAUUAUUAUUUUUUAUAUAUAGUGUAAGAAAUAACAGUGAUUUGUUUCUGAUCUGAGCUCUGAACCACACACAGAUAUGAUGCAUUGAAUUGAAUUGAAGAAUAUGUACAACCAAAUUGAAACACAACAACAAAAUUGAACAGUUACUGCUUUUGAGUACUACUACUACUCUCGAGAUCUAUCUAUCUAUAUAUCUUUCUGGAUUGGAUUGGGAUUGGAUUGGGAUCGAUCUCAUAAUAACAAAUGCAUGGCCACAGCCGCCUCGGAAGGACCAAGAGCGGCGGCCUCGCUGGAACCUCAUCCUCCUCAUCAAAAUCAACAUGCUCCAAAUUUGUAUUCCUUCUUAUGUCUGCCAUUUUCAGAAGACGAGGGUUGCUUCUAUUUGCGCCUUUAUUCUAUAUUUCAGGAAUGCUAUUGUAUAUGGGUUCUUUAAGCUUCGAUGUUGUUCUUGUACAAAAACACCCUCCUCCUCUUCCUGGUUCUAUUUAUACAAGUCCUCAACUCUUUCAUCAUCUUUGGCCUUUCAUGGAAUUCGAAUCCGACACCAACAAUAAUAACGCAACUUCCACAAAUCUCUUGAUGAAAGUUUGGAAUGUCAAAGAGGAUAGACAGUGGAAGCCUUGUGCUAAUAGAACUCUUCCUCAAAUAGAAUUUCCCAAGUCAAACGGUUACCUUAUAAUUGAAGCAAAUGGUGGGCUCAAUCAGCAACGCUUGUCGAUAUGUGACGCAGUUGCUGUGGCUGGAUUGCUAAAUGCAACUCUUGUUAUUCCAUUAUUUCAUUUAAAUAGUGUAUGGAGAGACUCAAGCCAUUUCGGUGACAUUUUCGACGAAGAUUUCUUCAUACAAUCACUUCAGAAACAUGUGCAUGUGGUAAGAGAACUUCCAGAUGACAUACUUCAACUGUUUGACAAUAACAUAAGUAACAUUGUCAAUCUUAGAGUAAAGGCCUGGUCUAGUCCAGCUCACUAUCUUAAGAAGGUUCUUCCAGAGCUUUUGGAAAUGAGGGCUGUUCGUAUUGCACCUUUCUCCAACAGAUUAGCUCAGUCAGUACCCUCCAAAAUCCAAGGGCUUAGGUGCUUUUCCAACUUUGGAGCUCUUAGAUUUUCGGAACCUAUUAGAACGCUUGCGGAAAGUAUGGUCGAUCGGAUGGUUAAACUUAGUUCCCAAAGUGGUGGAAAAUAUGUUUCAGUGCAUCUUCGUUUUGAGGAGGAUAUGGUUGCAUUUUCAUGUUGUGAGUAUGACGGUGGGGCGGAGGAGAAACAUGAAAUGGAUAUUGCUCGUGAAAGGAGUUGGCGAGGUAAAUUCAAAAGAAAGCAUAGGAUAAUAAAUCCUGGUGUAAAUCGAGUGGAUGGAAAAUGUCCUUUGACUCCAUUGGAGGUAGGAAUGAUGCUUAGAGGCAUGGGUUUCGAUAAUACAACCUUAGUAUAUGUUGCAGCAGGAAAAAUUUAUAAAGAACAAAAGUACAUGGCACCACUUAAACAGAUGUUUCCAAGAUUACAAACGAAAAAUACACUGGCAACUCCAGAAGAGCUUGCCCAAUUUUUGGGCCACUCAUCUAGGUUGGCUGCUCUUGAUUAUACUGUUUGCCUUCAUAGUGAAGUAUUUGUUACAACUCAGGGUGGAAAUUUUCCUCACUUCUUGAUGGGUCACAGGAGAUAUAUGUAUGGCGGGCAUUCAAAGACAAUUAAACCCGAUAAGAGAAGAUUGGCUCUAUUAUUCGAUAACCCUCAUGUAAGAUGGGAAGUAUUUAAGCAACAUAUGAAAGACAUGCUUCACAAUAGUGAUCUAAAGGGAACCGAGGUAAAAAAGGCUGGUGGUUCCCUAUAUACUUUUCCCAUGCCAGAUUGCAUGUGUAAACAGGUAGAACCAAAAAAUGAAAAUGCUAACAUCGGGAAAAAUUUGAAAUUAUAAAUGUAAAGAAUUGUCUUUAGGAAAUCAAAUUGUUCAGUAGAUGUAAUUUAUAUCUAUAUCAUUAAGUUUGAAUUCACAAAAGAAAAGUAGUUUGAUUCAAACUUGAAGAAAAGCCAUAGACUAAGGUUUCACUUUUUUCUUUUUUUUCUCUGAUUUAUUAAUAAUAGUUAGAUGUGAAAUUAUAAUUCUUUGUUCAUGAGAUUGUUGUAAGCCAAGACAGGCUUGCACCUGAUUAUGAAGAUUCAUUUUUGGAGGACUGACGAGCUUUGUGACUACUCAAGUUACUAAACCAAGCUGUUCAUUUAACCAGUGAUAAAAGAAUAUAACAGUUGGUUGCUAUUGUUGCUGAGAUGAUUCAUUUUCCUCAUAUGUCAUGUGCAGAAAUAGUUUAGCAAUUUUAUUUUUGUAUUGUAUAAUAACCGGUCAUUGUAGAAAACUAGAAAUAGUUUAAAAGUUUUAGCAUAAAUAAGAAGGCUGAAAUUGGGGUAGUGUUUUCA